Molecule: messenger RNA, 903 nt
Organism: Meyerozyma guilliermondii ATCC 6260
Lineage: Eukaryota; Fungi; Ascomycota; Pichiomycetes; Serinales; Debaryomycetaceae
Exons: 1
Coding region: 1-903 (300 amino acids)
Biological process (GO): protein import into nucleus
Cellular component (GO): cytoplasm
Source: RefSeq, a predicted model, not a curated record
AUGUCUGUUUCCCGCCCCAAUGUGCUUCGAGUCAAGCGGAAAAGAGGUCAGGAUCCUCUCCAGGCGCUCGUGCUUGAGAAUGUUCCCGCUUCCAAACGUUCAAAACAAAACACCCCUGCCAAUUCGAGACCAGGUACUCCAUUGAGAACUACCCCAACUUCCGGGGGUAGCAGCUACUACCUCUUGGCCCUGGCCGGGACCUCGGAAUUAGCUGGCGAUGCGGUCUUCUCAGUACUCGCUGAAGACGUGGGGGCCCUGAAAAAACGAAAAUUUUACCUUCCAAAAUCGCUGUGGGAGGACCCAGCAGUUCCCGAUGAGCUCUCAGAUAUGGUACAGUCUUUUUUGGAUGUCAAUGGCUCCGAAAACAAUUCCAGUCAUAAACGAAGGACAAGAAACCGUAAGGAAAAUGCUGAGAAUUCUGCUCCUGUUGAAAUUCCUAGCGAAUAUGUUUAUGAUACCUACCACCUUUCGGAACCGAUGACAUCGGCCAACCAUCCUCAAUCCCAGAUCGGUUACGUUCGUUUUUUCGACGAGGAAAACGACUUGUACCAGUCCGAUGAGGAAGACGAUACGGCCCAUAAGGUGUAUUCCGACGACGAGGAUUCCAAUGCUGAAUCUUUCUACCAAAACGAUUAUCCCAGCGACGAAGAUGCCGAGGGUUUGGACCCAGAAGUGAUACUUCAGGAUGGAGAAGAGGCACCAGACGAGCUCGGAAAUACCGAUGAACUUUACGAAAACUUCUUUCAUGGCGACGAUAGCCCAGUAAACUUUGUUGAAGAUGGGUCUGAAAGCGAACACGAGCAAUUUGAACGACAACGGUUUUUCGCCCAUGACGAAGACGACGAAGUGGCAUUGCACCGUGAUAAGAUUUUCGGCAAAUUGCAACGUAUGAUUGACGAAUGA